Messenger RNA from Cylas formicarius (sweet potato weevil), 9037 nucleotides. RefSeq lists its product as uncharacterized. The transcript is spliced from 3 exons. Gene Ontology annotation, biological process: calcium ion import across plasma membrane. The coding region runs from base 225 to 1286 and encodes 353 amino acids. Gene Ontology annotation, molecular function: stretch-activated, monoatomic cation-selective, calcium channel activity. Gene Ontology annotation, cellular component: plasma membrane. The record is from RefSeq and is a predicted model, not a curated record. NCBI's taxonomy places the organism in Eukaryota, Metazoa, Arthropoda, Insecta, Coleoptera, Brentidae.
AUGGCGGCCGAGCCCACGAGACGACCGCAGCUUCCGGCGCGGCGGCAGUGCAGUUGUGCGAUGUGAUGCGCGAGUCCGCCGCGAGCCACGCCGAGCAUGCAUCAUGAGCGAGGGCCUCGAGGGGCCCGCGCGUCGGCCUAGCGGGCCCCGGGGCCGCGAGGGGGGGCCCUCCGGCCGCCCGCAGCGAUGCCCCCGGCUCCCGUGAAGCCCCAGCGCCCCGCAGAAUGCCCCGGCGGGCCCCGCCGAAGCAGCAGCCGCAGCCGGGCCUGCUCCUAUUCCUGAUGACGGCCGCCGCCGUGCUGGCCACCGCCGCCGCCGCCGCCGAGUCCUUGCCGCCGGGCCCCUCAACGUGCCCCCAAGCAGCCGAAGCCUGCGCCCCGCCCUGCGCCCCUAACAGUACUACUCAGUGCCUUCAUUAUCUGCAAGAAUCGCACAAAGACGAGGUGUGCAGCCGCGAAAUGCCGCCCGGGCGGCGUCGCGACGCCUUCGCCGCCCUCCGGCUGCGCCACUGCUGCGAGCGCCGGGUCGACCGGGCGCUUCCCGAAUCCGCCUUCCACGGUGGUCCAGAGUGCCACAGACUCCUGCAGGACCUGCUCGACGCCGACGACGACGCCGCCCGCGCCUCCUGCGCCCACACGUACCUCCUCAGGCGCUACGAUUGCGCCCAGAACUAUUCCAUCGUCCACCACUGCUGGGACUGCAAGGUAGUCUAUCGACGAUGGGUUUGCGGCCACCUAAUACCAUUUUUCGCACGUGACGGAAAAACCAAAGUGCUUCCAUGCCUCAGCUUGUGCCAGGACGUCGAGCAACAAUGUCCUUACUUACUGCCCGACCAAACGCUUACUCCCAGUGAGGCAGCACAUCCAACGCCUCAGUACGCGGGAGAGCCGAACUUUCUAUGCCUCGAUCCAAACAUUCCGCUGUUGGCGAGGCCGCAUCAUGCGACAACGGGAAAAGAAGACUGUUGCUAUACCCACUGCGGUACACCAGGCAGGGGGGCUAACGACGAGCCGGCGGCACACCACCGCGGCGGUCCCGUCGACGUCUGCGAACACUGCCCCGGGAGGCCCCCGACUACUAACAUCACCACCUCACUGUCUCCGUCAGUCGGAGAUACCCGGGGAACCACCCCAUCGUCGGCCGUACCACGGACUAUUAACAAAGUGUGGAACCUAUUAUUAAUCACCGCGUUGUUGACACUUAGGAACAACCGCAAACAAUUUGCUGACCUUUUGAAAUGUUUAAUAGAGUGUGCGACAAGUGUUCGGACGGUGCCAGAAUGCUGAUAGAUACAAUAACAAUGGAGAUGGCCAGAGACCGAGUCGUGAGAAGCCGGCGAUUCUUAGAAGUAGGCGAUAAUAUGUGUUCUAGCCGACUACCAUGGGAGGUUUGUCUGUGACGACGUGUGAUCUUUUGCUCAACCGACCGGGUCGGUACGAUCCCUGUUUUCUUUUGUUCAAAAUCGAUUUUAUCGGUAACGGUACUCUCUUGAUAGUCUGCAGGGUACCUAAUGAAGCUGGCAAUGGUGGUAGAAGAUCGAUCAAACGUUCCAUUAUAAACCACGUCUGCCAUGCAGAAAGUAAGAUAUUUGUUGCACAGGGUGUGUGGAAAAAUUUGUACAAAACAUAUGGAGAUGACAGUGGAUUGAAAAAUAGUAUUCCUGUAAACGUAGGCCCUUGCAGAAAUACAAAACUUCAAAAUUCUUUGCAAUAACUUUCUUCAAGGUUAGAAUAUUGGAAUGAACUUGAUAACAAAAAUAACGUCGUACGGCCCUUUAAUUAUUAAGUUGCAGCAAACAUUUUUUUUUUACUUAAAACUUGACAAAGCUUGCUUAGUCGAUCAAAAUUGGGAUUUUAACAAAUUUUCCUGUUAAAAUACAAAUUUUAACGAUUUGCACAUAAAUCAUAUGACUAUUCUUCUUCAUUUCCAGUUUAUUUUGACUAUGUUUUAUGUUUAAUACAAGUUUUCCAUCCACCAUCCCAUUUAGUACCACUUUGAAGGGACUUUCAACUAACGCAACAACAUUUUUACCGAAAACAGAUCUUAAAGAUCACAUACCACUCAGAAUCUGGUAUUGCACUAGAAGAUUCUCACCUUAAAAAAUUGUCUUCUUUAAGCUGUUAAAGUCCUACAAAAUCUGGCACCUGUCAGAUACUAUGCUAACCUAAAAACAAGGCUUGUUUUGAAAUAACAACGAUUGGUUGGUGUAGAUGUGUUUUUUUUGUAACUGAGUUUUUGAUAUAUCUUCCAUCAAUCAAAUUUUAGAUCGCUUUGAUGAUUCGUUCAAGCGUUUAAUUAACAGAAGAGAGAAAAUGCGUAGUUCUAAUGCAGAACGUUCCUUUUAUCAACAAAAUUAUACUAUAACUUAACACAAAAAAAUGGAAAAUGGAAAGCAAGACAAGAUUUUUACGUACCCACCAUUUCCCAAACUUUUGCUAGAAAGUAGAUGCCACAGAAACACACAGACAUCUUUUCUAUUUUUGUGAUAACAACGCUUUUUUAAAAGAAAGGACAUUUCGAGAAGUUUGCAACGCAACAACCUACGCUUUCCUGAGAUUUUCUACGCAUCCUGUCUGUCUCAGUAUGUACGAUAGCUAAUUAUCUUAUUUGCGAUGUACUAUACAUAUUUUUGGGCAAAAGAAAAAUCUUAUCGACUCGGAUUUGGCCUCCCGAAAUACCUGUGGCUCACAAAAUGUUUAUCAAGAAAUGUGUUCACGUUACCGCGUACAUUAUCAUCAAGUUUGACGUUUCCAGCGUACUGGACGACCAUUUCCGAAAGCAAAAGCGCAGGAGAUGCUCUUCAAAAUUCAUUAUACAAGGAGUGCCUUGUCUAACGAGCCAAAAACAAUUGGAGCAGUGGUCGAAAUAGACCGACUUUAUUUAAUAUUUGUUGUGUCGUUUCAACUUUCUCCUCAAGUUAAUUUAAUUUUAAAAAAUUAUUUAAAAUUUGUAUUCUUUUAGUGAAGAUUUUAUUGUCCCGAUAGUUAUAAGACACCUUGGAUUGGUAAAUAACACAAAGGCAUAUUUUCAAUGGAACGCACAAAAUAUUUAUUUUUUACUUCUUCCCGUUUUUAUAUGACAUAUUUUUUAAGAUGAAACAUGUUAAUAAAUAAACUAAACGUGUGUAAAUAAAGUAUAUUAUUAAGCGUACUAUAGCCGACAUUUUUAAAUUAAAGACAAAAUGGUAGCGAUAACAUACAGGGUGGAACGAUACUGUGUAUAUAAGAGGCAAAGUUCGUUUCCUAUACGUUACACAGACAAACCUAACUAGAACGGUUGUCUGGUUGUUUUUUAGAGAAAUUUAUUAUUAAAUGCACAUAGAUUUGUCUAGGACUGCGAUAUUGUGGAAUCGGAGUCAUGAAAUUAUACCAAUAUUCUACCGUCAAUUAUGUUCGUAUCCAGACCUCAGUUGUUUUAAAUAUGGUAAAAGUAUUGGAGAACUACGAAAGGAUACCAGGGGACAGUUCUUGCGCAUAAUAAAAUUAGUGUCAAUUUAUGAGGUAUCCCACAAUAUUUUUACAUUUCUAAGUGCACGUUUGUAUUUCUUCCGUUUUGGUUACCACCGACGACUUUGGAUUUUUUAUUUGAGGAAAGAAAACCACUCCCCUGGUUUUCUUCCUUCCAUUUCAAAGCACUCUGCUGUGAAGAUGGACUAUUUUUGGCUUUUAGCAUUAAGCUAAAUCAAGCUAACCAAAACUGAAAACUGCUUGAGUUUAUUAUUUUUGAUUUCGUUUUUAGAUGAUUUGUUGGAUCUAUUUCUCGCAGUUUCCCGAAAGUGCAAGAUUUUGAUGGAAUUUGCGAUUCCUUUACACUUUAUUGAGAUAUAAAUAUUUGCUCUUUUUUAAGUCUGUAUAAAAACUCCUUAGUCGCUCUUUGAUUUGUUUGAUAUAAUUCUUCCAUUGUCACUCAGAUUGAAGAGCCGAUGGUGAACUGCCCUGAGACUAGCCCCAACAGUUUUCCUCAUUAAAUGUUGGUAUUAUCUGACUCUAUUCUAACAGGGCUAUUGCGAAGUAUAUUAUACAUAUUGGUGAUUAUGUAAUUAAAUUGUUAUUGAAAUGUUAAAUAUUAAAUAUUGAUAAUUUUUUACAAAUUUAUUUUGAUAUGUGAAGGAUUUGAAAGGCAGCCGAAGCCGUGCCAGCAUAUGUGGCAGAUCUGAACUCAUUUGUUUCGGUAUUCGUCGAAUGUAUUCGAUUAUAUUUUUUAUUGGCAUUCCGAAUGGAACGUAACAAUUGAAUAAGCGCGAAUACAGACGCACGAAUCGAUAUAUAAUGAACAUGUUUAUGUUUACAUAAGUUUGUGUCCGUCCGAGAUUGUUACUUAGGCUUCAAUUUAUAAACAAAAAUAUUUGACAUUCGUGUGUUUGUAUUUCCGAUUAUGAGGCCCUAUGAGAUUCUACAAGAUGGUUGUUUAACAUGUGUAUGACCGUCGAUGGGGAUUUUCUAAUAUGCAUUAUAUUUAAGCUUAACAAAGUAUACUUUAGCAAAUGCCGCGAGAAUUUUGUUUUGUGCAGUUGAAACUGAGAAAAAGAAAUUAAACGCAAAAUUGUGCAAACGACAUUUUUUUAUGUGCCAAAACGACAAAACUAAAAUCGGUGAGUGCAGCGUCAAAUAAUCAUACCGUCGCCAACGAUAUAAAACGCAUAACGGCACAUUUUCUUCCAUAUCAAUCCUCAUGCUCUUACUGUUUGGUAACACAUUUUCGUUGCGUACGAAGUAGUACGAUGGUCCUAGAGGUUGUGUUUAAAAAAUAUUGCGUGAAAUAUUUCGGCGUGACUUUUGAGAAACGUUUGUAUUCCUGAUGGAUAUUGUAUUGUAGUACCUUACUUUCGUAGAUCAGGAAUUUAAUUUGUGUUUGUUGUUUAAAUUGCUAAAUAGGACUCCGAGUUGUUUUCGUAAAAUUGUUUUGCUAAUAUUACGGGAUAUUCUACCAAAAAAUAUUACUGUAAAUCAUCAGUUAAUUUGGGUAGGUUGCGUUUUUUGUUGUACGAUAUACAUAUUUAAGAGUUUAAAGUAAAAGAGAUGAUUGUACGCCUAUGUUUAGUAAGAAAAUCAAAAAAGUUUUCUGGAUGCCCAAAAAUAGUAAACAGCUAAGUACAAUUUGUUGUGAAGUUUUAGCUAGCACUUACACUAAUACGGUACAUAUUUAGGGUUGGUUUUGAUGAAUUGUCGCAGUUUCUUUUCGUUUGAAAUUACGUUUCUUUGAUUAGACGACAGCCAUCAAAUAUGUGCUCGGUAUGUACAAAUGAAAGUAGCUGUUGGUGUCGUUUUGGCGACCAGAAAACGAAAACUGGUAUAAAUUGGAGAAAAACGACUACAAUAGGAUUUUGUAGUAGUUACGUCCGCAUCUAAUGAAAAAGAAGCAGAUUUUUUCGAUCACUGCGCGAAUUUACAAAAACAUAAAACGCGAAAGGACCGAAGGGAUCGGUUGUGACGCAUAUGUCUUGUCAACUAGCAGUGUUCGUUAGAGAAAUAAACUGCAAAUUUGAAGGGUGUGGUGUAAAUUAGCUGGAGGUUUAUCGAUUCAAGAUAAUCUAAAUGAUCUCGUUCAAAUGAAAAUUGAGAUAGUCUGUAAAUACAUUUUUUUUAAUGUCAAAUUUAAUGCCGCUUACGAAACCACUGAAAGGUAGCGAAAAAUAAAAUAUAGAUCUUAAUUUACCAAUGCAAAUUCUUGAGGAAUAAGCCACAAUUUCUGAAAAACUGGUCAGAGCUUUUGCCUCAAUUUAAAUUAAAAAUUAAUUAACGUUUAUAUUUUAUUUUUCGUGGAAUUUCAGUUCUUUCGUACAAAUGGGUUUUGUAUGAUACCUAUGUAAAUAUCUGAGAUUAUUUUGGGUCGAACUAUCCAGCUAAUGGGAAAAGUACAAAAUGCGUUUCCAUAAAAAGGUCUUACGUUAACCACGAAUUUUAUAUGUUUAUGUACCACGCAUCAACCCGAACAUACAACUGCUUGCAUGGAUUUUAAUCUAUUUUUGUUAACGUCUGAAUCACACUUUGUCAGCUGUUUUUAAGGAAAUGUAUAGCCUCUCUUAGUUUUACAAAGGUUAAAUUAUUUUUUGAUAAAAAAAAAACAGUUAUUAUAGCGUGGAAUGCGGCUAUAAUCGAUUUUUUAAAGUGCUCGGUAUAUAAGACUUCAAACAUUGCAAAGCAGACACUAAUUUUUAGGCAUAGCGGUAUAACUUUUUAGGUAUAAGUUUUUAUUUUUUCGAUUCUUUCGAAAUGAGCAAAUCCGUUGUCAUUAGCAUUCGAAAGUAAACGACAACUUUUGGGUUUGUUAUAAGUCGUGGCGAUUAUUUCCAGAACUAUAAUUGUCAUUAGAGGUUGAAAAAAAAUCCUAUUAAGCAAGUUGACCAGGAGAACGUGCUGUAGGAGUGUUUUUCCGUUUCUAAGUUAUUAUUAUUAUCAAAAAGCAAAUAUUUCGAUAUUAAGGACGGAAAGAUAUCACUGAUACCUGUUCCUAAAUGCAUCACUGUAAAAACAGCGCGAUGACACAAAAUAACUACGAAAUUCUAUUAAAGAAAACACCCAUUUAGAUUUUCAGUAUGCUUUUACUGCAUUCAACCCUUAUAACCUUUAAUUACUAUUUACAAUUUUUUUCAUAUUAUUUUCUAUUCUAUGAGGUUCUAUCGAUUAUGUUAAAAAAAAAUCCAAUUACAUUUUUAAUAUCUGUUCUUUUAUUGAGGAAACUUUGCUGAAUUUAACCCUUGUUAGCUUUAAUUAUUUAUCACUCGUAUUAUUUUUUUAUUCUUCCUUAUUCUUUAUAUAUAAUUAACCCAGACUACAAACUAAUCACAAUAGUAAUUUGUAUUGCUUCAUAUGCAUACAAUAAGAGAGCAAUAAAAUUACCGAAACUUUACGACAUAAGAAUUUGACUUUUUAAAUAUGAAAAUAAUCAAUUAUUAUUAUUUCCAAAAUAUUUAUAGACGAAUUUGUUGAAGAAACAUGACUAUAAUUAUAGACAUAAUUAUUUUGAACCACUCAGUUGUAGCAGUAUUCGCCUACUGGAACUGGACUUUUCUAAGAAAAAAACAGAAACAUUUAAAAAUGCUUUCAGCAAUUUCGUCGAACUCCUCGAAAAGAUUUUUUUCCGAACUCUUGCCAAUAUUAUUAGUUUCAUUUAGUCGGUCACCUCUCCAGACUGAUGAAGCACCCGGUACGUUGUCACACUCAAAAGAAAACAAGUGCAAUAAUUAAGAGAAUUUAUAUGAUUAAGGACGUGUCUGUAUAAAGACAACCGCAAUUAUAUACUCAAUAAAACGUUCUGCUUUGCACAGUUUCGAAAUACAAAAUGUUGAUGUUUAAAGUAUAUAAUAAUCGUUGCCUAGAAUUAGCGUUGUUGUUGUUAUAUUCGGAGAAAAUAGCAAAAUAUAUUUUUCGUUUGAUUUAUUGAAUAUACACUAGUGUGUAAUAUAUAGGGGUAAUAAAAAAGUAUUUUAAACAAAAAUUUAACUAGGAAUUUUAAUACUAUAGGAGCUACAAUUCGCUACUAAGGUAUAAUUGCACAAAAUAGGGUAGUUUUUAGGGAGAAAGUUUGUAGCCUACAUUAUACGCUAGGUUAUUUGUUGAAAUACGAAAACGACCGUCUCAGCCGCGGGUUUUUUGAUUUCGCUUGUUCAAAACUAAAAAAAAAUCGUCCGCAAUAUGAGAUCAUAACGUUUUUAGGUAUAUGCCGCACAUUCACCGUUUUUAAAUAAAGUAGACCAAUACGUGGCAUUGACUUUGUGUAAAUUCGACUGAACGAAUUCAAUGUUAGUGUACAUAAUAACGUUUAAGUCAAUGAAUGAAAUAGUACUUAGGGUAAACUCUGAAGACUGGACCCAGUCCCAGUUGUAAAUAGGUAAAUGUAUACCGUUUUAUUGAAUAUUAGAACGUUUUGAUUCACAGAAUUCUGUGAUCGGGGGGUGGAAUUCGCUUAAAACAGCACUGGAACUUGCAGACUCGAUAAAUGACGCGUUAUAUACAGGGUGUCCAGUAGAGCAACAGGUGGUACCCGCCAAUAAAUGAAAAUAAUAUUCUUUCAAUAAUUUAAAACGGAUAAAGAUCAAAGUACAAAUUCAAUACCAGUAUUGGGACUACAGCACUCAAUGGACUAUUUAUUUAUGAAUUUUCACUCUGCAAGGCAGAGACUGCUUGGACUUCAAAUAUAAAAAACAUCUUGCCCUUAGUCACACGAAUACACUAAUUUUGAAUUUGAAUAUCUUUAUUCGUUUUAAAUUUGUGAUAAUUUUUAGAAAAUUACAUUUCACGUUCAACAUCGUUUCAACGAGCAAUAUUUGCAAACAUUUGCCUACUGCGCCUGUUGCACAGGCGGAUAAGCUACGAGAUACCCUGUAUAUCCUGAAAUAUUCGAUUUUUAAUGCUCCAAUGCUCUUAGUUUUUUUUGUAAUACGAAUACAUGUGUCCUUGCACUUUCGGAAUUGCAGUUUCUCUCAUUUAGCUUGCCCUCAAGAAAGAUAUGACAUUUUCAAAAUUGAAUAUAAAAUCUCAUUUUUAAGUUGUUUUUCAUACAAGAUUGUUUAAACGAAUAUUUCAGGGUCUUAAUCAUCUUCCUAAACUUUUUUCUUCCAGAGUUAUGAUGCAACGUCAGGCAUGUUAAUGGCGGUUUUUAGGUACAUAUUUUAGUCCUUUCUGUGGAACAAAAUAACUUCUCAACUGUUCUAUUCACUGUCUCAACACCAAAAUAGUUAAAUAAUCCAGAAUAUCUCGCUGACAAAAUGUGGUACAGACUUAAUGUUCGUUAUUGCUUAACGACAUGUUUCGUGUUAUCUUCUACAGAGUGUUUUAUAAUAACGACCGUUAGUUUAUUUUUUGUGGAAACGUCCGUAAACGCAUAUGGCAAACAAAGUGCGGUGUGAAUUUGCAGAAAACUUUAAUAUUAAACAUUAUGUGUAAGUCACAACAAUAUUCAUUUAUAUUAACCUUAAGGUUGAUAAUGACGUUUUUUUAUUAGUGAAAAGUAUUAUAAUAUUGAAAAACGAUGAAAUAAAAAUUUCAAAUUAGUCCUGUUUAAUGUUGUUGAUAGUACAGUUGACAAUAAAGAUCAU